CAUGAUAUGCUCAGUGCCACAGCUCGCUCUCUUGUGCCCUCACGCAUGUAUUGUGCUGCGAGGAACGGCCGCCCGGGCUUCUCUUGGACGCCUAGAUACUGACGGAGACCUCGGUUGCGACGCGUCUGCUUUCCCCCAUGGGCGUCAGAUGUCAGCGCGUGUCCUCUCGCUGAGAAGGAAGAGGAGGAAAAGAAAUGAGAGGUGCGAGGCUGGCGGUUCGUGAGAGUAAAUAAGUACCCAAAAGCCCAACAUUGUUCCAAGACAUUUUGCGCUUGUCGACGCGUGUGACCCAUGUGACAAACCACGGCGAGUGCAGUGGUUUCCUCGCGGUCUAAGAGCCGGGGUUCGAGACCGAGGACGCCCUAUGAUGUAAGAGCGCAGUGUGAAGUGUGUGAAGUGUCGCUGGCGCUGAGAGGCCAUGGCACACGAUGCCGUCAACCCCGCCGUGGGCCGCAUGUGGCACCUGGACCACAACAACCCUUACGACAGGGCCAUGCGCUCGCAGGUGCGGAGCUACAUGCCCAACCGCCACAGCUACGUGGACCAGACCAGCGCCCUGCCCAACCUGAACCGCCACUACGCGCAGAGCCUCGAGUCCAUGGACAACGGGCUGGCGAGGCCCAUCAAGCCCAUCUCGCCCCACUCCCCCUACGCCCCCCACCUGCCGCAGCCCUCCUCCCACUCCACCCACGCCCUGCACUCCCCCCACUCCGCCCACUUGGCCCACUCCUCCCACUCGCCCCACUCGCCCCACGCGACGCCCUCGCCCCACUUCCCGUCCGCCCCGACCAGCCGCCCGACGAGGCCCGGGAGCAGGUUCUCGAGGUCGGGCCACAGGUCGUCCUCGGGGCGCAGCAGCCGGCCCUCCAGCUUCACCGCCUCCCAGGACGACUUCGUCUUCUUCUCGCCCAACAAGCCGCCUCCCGCAGGAGUGGCCUUGACCAGCAAGGUCCUGCCGGAGGAGAACGAGGACGACGACGAUGACGACGACGACGACGACGAGAACGACGCGCUGUCCAGUGACAAGAGGCUGAGACGGACGGGGAAAGUGGCUGACUACGGGAAGGAAAUUCGCAUCCAUAGGACCCCAAGAAUUGAGGAAAGGAUGAGUACCAGGUUCAGCAAAACUCAAGACUCGACAACUUCUGACAACUUCCAACUGAUAACUUUCAACCGACAACUUCUGACAACUUCCGACUGA
This is a messenger RNA of Penaeus vannamei (Pacific white shrimp), 1201 nucleotides long. The record is from RefSeq and is a predicted model, not a curated record. Lineage: Eukaryota; Metazoa; Arthropoda; Malacostraca; Decapoda; Penaeidae.